Encephalitozoon cuniculi GB-M1 is the source of this 678-nucleotide messenger RNA. RefSeq lists its product as uncharacterized. The coding region runs from base 1 to 678 and encodes 225 amino acids. The record is from RefSeq and is marked provisional. The transcript has a single exon. NCBI's taxonomy places the organism in Eukaryota, Fungi, Microsporidia, Unikaryonidae.
AUGAAAGUAAGCAACUCUAAAAGCCACAGAAAAAACGGGCAUUGCCGACUUAUAUUGCUGAGACUUAUCCAUAUGGAGCUCGAGAAAAACAGCAAUCCUGCACUGAGAUGGGUCGAUGAUGGCCAGGCAUUUGAGGUUCGUGGACGGAUAAAGAUUCCAUCCGUUUCUGAGGGCUCUGGAGUGGUUGUUAUAAAGAGAAGAGGUCUAGAAAAGAUCCUGUUUAUGCUUGGAUUCCAGAAGAGAGAAUCUGUGCGUUCCCACAUCUACUUUCAUAGGCACUUUAAGAAGGGAGAAAGUGUGGACGAAAGCAAGAUGCAUCUCUUGUACACAGGCAUCUACACCGGAGGCUUUCCGUGCCCAAGUAGAUGGAAGGACGGGGGUGUGGACGUGCGGGAGUGGUACAGACAUGUAUGUGACAUGUACGCGUCUGUUAGGGAGAUGCUGAGCCUCCAAGAUGGCAUUAUCGAAGGCCUGUGGUCGGAGAUUACAAGGGUGAUGAUGCUAGGGGUCAAGGAAAUGAAAGGACCGUUUGAGUACAGAAGAUAUAUCGUCCGAGGGGAUGGCAAACCCUUUGAGGAAAGGAUGGUGGGGCUGGACAGAAGAGAAGAGACCUCGAGUGGAGAUUUUGUCGAGAUUAUUGGAGGAGAGAGAAGAGACAGGAUACAAGAGUUUGUGUAG